This is a messenger RNA of Monomorium pharaonis (pharaoh ant), 2395 nucleotides long. RefSeq lists its product as uncharacterized. NCBI's taxonomy places the organism in Eukaryota, Metazoa, Arthropoda, Insecta, Hymenoptera, Formicidae. The record is from RefSeq and is a predicted model, not a curated record. The transcript has 2 exons. The coding region runs from base 494 to 763 and encodes 89 amino acids.
GUACACACGCGCGCGCGCGAUGUGCACAAUCCGACCGGCAUCUUCCACGUGGUGCACAUUGGAUGUACGUUAGUGUCGGCGGUAAACGUCAUUUAAAAAGAAAUGUAAGGUUGACUUUGUAACUUGGUCAAAAAAGUGUAAAAAAAAUUGUUGAAAUUGUUGAAAUAAAAAAAAUUGUAUUUUUUCUACAUUGAUUUAUUUUAGCGUUAAGCAGCUAGAGUGGCUACAAUUCUUGCGUUGUUGUAGAUGAAAUUAUUAUCUCAGAAAACAUAAUAGUGUAACAAGUAUGAUACACUAUUGCCUAUAAGUGCAGAAAAUAGUCUACUAGCACAGGUAGCACAUCGUAUUUUUUGUUACCCAUGCAUCAAAGUAUAGUUCAUUAAAUGCCUUAAGCCUUUACGAAUUGACAGAUUAGCCUAUGUUGGGCUAGGUUCGCGAAGGCGCCUCGAAGGCGUGCAUCCUGUCGGGGUCGGUUCCUUGGAACCUCCUGGCCAUGGAGCACUCCGAGCGCUAUCGAUGGCGCUCGAAACUCAGCGGGGAGAGGCCCCAACAGCGCGGUCGUGCGGUAAAGCGAGCAGGCCCGACGACGAACCGUCGAGGUCUGGGCGAAGGGGCUGAUCCGUGCAACGGCCUCAGAGUCGUCGGGGCGAUCAGGCCGAUCCUCGCGGAAUGGCUGGAUCGCCGGCAUGGGGCGCCCACGUUUAGACUGAUGCUCACCGGACACGAGUGUUUGAGGGACUUCUCAUAUUUAUCUACCUGGUAACAGCAGCUCAAGGAAGCGACACGCCGUAUCAAGUGGAAAAAUUCGCCCAUUAUCCGGGGAUCUACUUUGAGAAAAUAGGAAGACUCCGACCAAUAGAAUCGCAAUGGAAACUAAUAAUUAAAAUAAACACCACGUCUUUAUCAGAAAGACUGACGCAAAUUGAAAAAUAUGUACAAAAAAUUGACAAUUUAUGUAGAAUCGUAGCGGUAAUGAAUAAGGCCAUAUGCGACAGCUUUAACGCAGCCAUAACAAAAGAAUACCAGAGGACAAAUCGACUGAUCCUGCGUAUAACUGACAUAUAUAAGACGCCAACAGUACAAAAACGGGGACUGAUCGACGGAGUAGGCUCAAUAGCCAAAUCGCUAUUCGGUACCAUGGACGCCGACGACAAAAAGGUAAUUGACGAGCAACUCGCAAUGCUACACGACGCACAACAGUCAACACAGCACGCAGUACAAAAUCAACUCAAAAUAAUGCAGGCAACUAUAGCAUACAUCGACGAGAUAGAAAAGACAGUACAACAUAACGAAUACCUCCUUGCGAACGCGACCAAAAACUUAAAGCUAGAACUACUAGAAAGCGAACGCGCAAACAACAUACAAUCGAAUUUUAUAAUUAUCAACACCGUACUGUCAGAGUUAACUCGCGAUGCGGAAGACGUCUUAGAUUACGUCACACUAUUAAAAAAGGGUAUGAUGCACCCCAGACUAACGCCUAUAGAUCAUAUUAUACAACUGCUUAAAGACGCGAACUCCCAACUCCCGGAAGGACUCUAUUUUCCGUUUAGAGCGAACCAGGAGGAAUGGCCAAUCAUUGAACAAUUCACAAUUGUAAGCGCAUACUGCGAUAGCGUAAAUAUAUACACAAUUUUGCGUUUUCCAUUAAUAUCAGCGUCGAAAUACGAAAUAUUAAAUGUAAUAGCAUUACCUGUGCCAGAACAUAAUAACACAUUCUCAAUAAUAGAUAUCAGUUAUCCUACCAUAGCGAUAAACGGGGAUCAGCACACGUACAUAACCUUGUCGCGUAUCGAUUUACAAAAUUGUAUAAAGAUAAAUAAAGAUUACCUAUGCGAGCGAAACUGUCCUGCGAAUAGGAUUAAUCCACACUCCGUGUGUGAAGUCAAAACGUUUCUAGAAACCGAUAGGUAUCACGAAAAUUGUAACAUUAAAAACAUAGCGUCUAACCAUAGUUUUUGGAUAGCCUUAAGCGACUCGCACUCAUAGCUAUAUUCCGUACAGGAAAAACAAACUGUAACAUUAUACUGUAAAGACGACGGACAGAUAAAGGAAGUUAUUAAAAAAACGGGUAAAAUAACAUUGAAGAAUAACUGCAAAUUAAUGACGGAAGACACAAUAAUAAAGCCGCAAUACAAUAUUUCUAUACUAGAGAACAAAACAAAGCUAAGCAUCAAUGCAGUCCAACCAAUAAAAUUAAAAAACAUUGUCCUACAUUCCUUAAAGUUAGAGGACUUAAACAAAAAAAUUAUCGAAAUGGACAAAAAAUUGAAUGAACAACCGAAUACAAUUUUUCAGUCACCGCACUUUAUCUAUCCAACGGCUACCAGCGGAAUAGUUAUUGUAAUAAUACUAGCAGUAAUAAUAAUUGUUGUUGUAAUAAAAAAGAAAAAACACA